Messenger RNA from Pocillopora meandrina, 2669 nucleotides. Lineage: Eukaryota; Metazoa; Cnidaria; Anthozoa; Scleractinia; Pocilloporidae. The record is from the annotation of a GenBank genome assembly.
CUUUUGGUUCAAGUAAUGGCCUAGUACAUCUAAAAAAAGCGCCCACUUCGAAUCGGAAAUUAUUCCAAUUUGGAGUGAUUUAGGGUUAAAAUGAGAAUUUUGGCAGUGAGAUGUACAUGAUCCUAAUAACAGAUGCUGUUCUUAAUUUGAUUUCACAAAUUUCGUUCAGUCAUGGGGUCUGUCACACAGUUUGCGUUUGGCGCGGCGGUCGGUGUUGCUCUUUUCAUGGGAGCGAACACAGCUAGACGGUUCUUUUUCCUUCCAAGAACCACAAACCAGACAGAAAGGAGAAAUUCAGCCGACGAUCCUUUGCCAAGAUCUUUGGAACACAUGCAUUCGAUACAAAGUGCAGUGACCCCGGUGCGUAAUUUAUCUGAUACUUCUGAGGCGGAAGGAAAUGCUGUCAUUGACGAUACAGAAAUAAAACUGGAAGGACAACAUCUAUUGAACCUUUUGUUCAACAUUGCGGAAGAUCAGGCCAGAAGAGAAGGGUACAUUCACCGUGGAAUUACCUGUAACUCUUGCCAAGCAAGUCCGAUUUGUGGAAUACGAUAUAAAUGUUCUAGUUGUGUUGAUUAUGAUGUGUGCGAGCGUUGUGAAGCGAGAGAUGAUCAUAACAAAACUCAUCUGUUUCUGAAGAUCAGAAUUCCAAUGCCUCCUCUCACAAAUCCUAGAGCACCUUGCAUUAAACCUCUCUACCCAGGUAAGAAUAAAGAAAAUAACUAUCCUUUAUAUCGAUGAUUUUUUGAGUGUUCUUGGAAAAUUUUUUUAAAUAUGAAAAAAAAAUUUUCUUUUAUUUGUUGAUAACGUAUCCAAGGAACAUUUUGAGCUUUAGUUACAUUUUUUCUGUCAAUGAUCUUUCGAAAUCUCCAGCCACGAGGACUGCCAAUGCUCUACUUAAAAUCCCACUGGCCUGCAAAUUAACAGCAAUGUGCCUUAAAUUGAGUAACACAAAUAACUCAGGAAUUAUUUCAAAGUGUGUUUUCACUAGGGUCAAAGUAGUUACGUAUAGUGAAUGACAUAUUUUUAAUAAAUUUGAUUGUGCAAUUACCUAUAACUUCGUGAUAACGAUAUUCUUCAAGUAACUUAAAAGUGUAUAAGGAAAAACUGAUGAUGGCUUGAGUCAUGCAGAUCUAUGUCUAUAAAAAGUUUCUUUGUGCCUAAAAAUUUAAUUUGAUUAAAUUGUGCUAUUGUAUUUUCUUAUAUUUUUCAUCUGCAAGAGAUUUGUUGUAGACCUGUUUUUAAACCAAAUGGGGCAGCUAGUGAAAAGAAAUAAUAUGUAGGUCACAGACAGAAAAUAUUUUCUGAACUACAAAUAUUCUGAAAUUAAUGUUGUUUUGCUUUUCAGGUAUCAAGGAUCAUCCCUGUGACUUGUCUUGGGAUGACAUUCAAAGUCUCCGUGAGCAAACUUACUUUGAUCAAUCAGAGAUAGAAGCACUUGUUGAACAGUUCAAAACUCUGGCCACUAAGAAAGAGGGAAUUACUCGUGAGGUGUUUGACAAAUGUUUAGGACCCUUGGGACAACACAAGAAUCUUGUCAUGGAUCAGAUGUUUAAAUUUUAUGAUCAAAAUGAUGAUGGUAUCAUUGACAUUGAUGAGUUUGUCAUUGGUUUGUCCAUUCUUGUGAAAGGAAGUGAGAAAGAGAAGAUUUCUUAUGCUUUUGCUGGCUGUGACAUUGAAAAGAAAGAGUACAUUUCUAAAGAGAACCUUAGAAACAUGUUCAAAGCAUACUUUGAAAUAAGCCUUGAACUUGUUCGUGAUGUUGUGAGAUCAUGUGAAGAAGAAAUGAUGGCAUCUUUUGAUGACUCAGGUGACAAGCCAGUAUCUGCAAUAUUUAAUGCUCCUAUUCCUAGUGAUGCAGGGCCAUCCACAGCAAAUGGUAAACCAGUGAUGUUAAUGAACAACCCAGGGAGUAGCACGAGUGCAAAAGGAGUUGAUGGCAGGUCACCGAUAAUGGAGGCUAUGUCACAAGAUGCCAUAGAUGAAAUGGUGAACAAUGUGUUCCAUUGUGCAGAUAAAGACAAAGAUGGCAAGAUUUCUUUUGAAGAAUUUGAAGCAUGGGCAACAAAUGAUAAUACUAUCCUUGCAUGGUUUGAGGCUCUUGGUACAAUUUUUUAGCUCUCAAACUACAGUUGUCAUCUGUUGUAUUUUAAUUUUGUUAAAAGUGUCUGUUCCUCUGAGUUCAUUUAUUUAUUAAAAUUUCAUUUAUAUAUUAAAAUUAUAGACAGUGUUACAGUCUGUUUGUUUUUGUGAUCUUGUUCCACUUAGUUGACCCAAAUUUAGAGUUAAGGUCAAGUGUUAUGAACAUUUUUUGGGUGAAAUCCAACAAUCAAAAAGUUUUGAAAAAAAUAAAAAACUGUAGUUUGCUCUUCACCUCAAAAGUCAUGUAACAUUUUAUUGUUUUACUGUCAUUGGACAUGAUUUUUUGGGCUUGAAUCAUCAGAAAGGGGACUAUUGUAGCUAAAACAUGUCUUCAGAGGUUUUUUAGCCUUUGUUAGAGCCAGCUAAUAUAUGUUAUAUUGACUAGUUUGUGUUUUUUUUCAUUUGGAGUGUAUUUAGUUGAUUGUGAAAUUGAUAAUACUUUUGUUUGAAAAGAGCAAAGUAUUUUUUUGUAGUGUGUUUAUGCUCAGAGAUGAUUUUUAAGGCUUUCUUUUUUACUCUAAUAGCAU